UACCCGCGCGUACAAAACCCGAUUGUUACUAUUAUACUACUAUCAUACAUACUACUAACUUUUAUCGUUUGUGUCUAUUACAAGCAAAUACAUACUUACUACAUAAAGUAAGAUGGUGAUCUGCGGCAGAUGCAAUGAGGACGUUAACGAGGCGAUCGAAUGCUCUGCAUGCCACAAGCAUUUCGAUUUCCCUUGUUCCGGGAUUACAGAGAAAGGCUACAGAAAACUGGGUGAGCGUCAAACUACUUGGAGGUGUGCAGCUUGCAAGAACAUCGGCCUCGCCAGCACCAACCAGCCACAAUCUUCAAUAACCUCACCAAUUUCACCUUCGGCCAUAACCCUGGACUCCGUAAUGCGUGAAUUAAUUAAUAUUCGCCACGAACUCGCCCCGCUAUCCAGUUUGACAGACGAAAUGAAAAUAAUUCGGAAGCAACUAUGUGAGUUAAAGGAUUUACCAACAAAAGUGAAACUACUCGACGAAAGAUUAACUGUAAUCGAAUCUAUUCGUGAGGAUGUCAUAAACAAUAAGUCGACAGUUUUAGAAUUAAACAACAGUCAUCGCGAUAUGGAUCAGUGGGUCCGCAGCAAUAACCUAGAAAUCAAAGGUGUGCCAGUCAAGAAUAAUGAAAACCUAUUUGAGAUCUUAAACAAAAUAGGUACAGUUAUCUCAUAUCCUAUCUCAAAAAACCAAAUCAACUUCUUACACCGAGUACCAUCUAAUUCGACUGAUAUAAAGAAUAUAGUUGUGUCAUUCUUAUGCCGUUACGUCAAGGAAGACUUCCUAGCAGCAGCCCGCUCCCGCAAGCAACCCUUACUUCCAGCUGACAUAGGAUUGACCGGAUCUGGAAGGAUUUAUUUAAACGACCAUCUGACGGUCAGAAACAAAAUGCUGCUCACACAAACCAAGACAAUUGCCAAGAAACACAACUAUCAAUAUGUCUGGGUCAAACAUGCGAAGAUAUUUGUGCGACGAGACCAAACCUCAAAAUCAUUUGUUAUCACUUCAGAAGGCGACCUGCAAAAAAUACACUAAAAUUAUCAAUGUUUUCUUGCUUCAUGCCCUAUUUGACCAGUGAGAUUAUAGUACUAUUUUUAUUACAUAACAUCUUUCAUCACUAUCUAAGUGCUAUAGACAUUGUAACACUAAUGUGUGUCCUUUGUAUUAACACAAUAUUACUACUAACUCCUGUCAGAUUACUCUGUUUAGUGCACAAUUAUUAUUAUUUUCCAAACUUAAUGUUGACUGUUCUGUCAGCUGAUCAUACAUUGUAUUGUGUUCCUUUUCUUCUAACCUUGUCUACAGUUUUGGUUAUGCAUAU
Molecule: messenger RNA, 1319 nt
Organism: Aricia agestis (brown argus)
Lineage: Eukaryota; Metazoa; Arthropoda; Insecta; Lepidoptera; Lycaenidae
Exons: 1
Coding region: 113-1033 (306 amino acids)
Source: RefSeq, a predicted model, not a curated record